GUGCAUUCUCGCUAGCCAGAGUGCUUUGGUAAUGGCGGGCAUGGUAUAGUGGAGUGGGUGACGAUGGGAGAACUAAGUGAUGGUUACAAAGCUGUCUUACCACCGGGCCCAACAUGCUGUCAUGAUGUGUGGUCGUCCAGUAGCGCAAACCACUUACAAGUAGCAGCCAAGUCGCCAUGGCCGACGCCGAGGCAGAGAACAAAGUAAAAAGUGCCAUUGAAGUCUGCGCCACAGCACAAGCGAUGAUUGAUAUUAAUUCCGAGCAUCUCGAAGGUCUUCGAACACGGUGUGAGACCAGCGCAGAAUUAACGCAACAUGAAAUACGAGCUCUCGAAACAAAACUCAUCAAGCUAUUCAGCCGCCAAGUACUGGCAAAACGGAAGUGCAGUGAAUGUGAAAAUGCUUCGGAACUCAAGAACUACCCGAAACUGGUUCUGUGGCUCAAGGUUGUUGGUCUUACGCCCAACUCUAUUCAGGGGCUGUCCAACAAGUUCACAACAUUCGAUGACAUGCUUGAGAAGCCUGAGCAAGAGAUCAAAGGCUACCUCAAUGAUGUCAGUGCUCGGGAAGAAGAGAAGCGGCGAUUCCUCAUUGCCAUGCGCAACCUCAAGACCUACACUGAACGGCAACUUCAGGGCGUGACACCAAGUGCUGACACCGACCUGCACUGGGACUCGUGGGAUCGGGCCGGUGUGUCUCAGCUGCCCCGACGCAUACACACAUCAGUGCCCUCUGAGGAACUAUGCUCCUCUUUUGGUGGCACGCACUUGGCCCCUUAUGGAGGUGCCCUACGGCCUCCAACAACGCCCCCUGCGUCUCGGAGGAGAGCAGGUGCUGGCGGCAGCCCCAGUGGGAGCCUUGCAGCCCUGCCCGAUGCCCUGCCGCCCCUGACCAAGAGCCGUUCUCAUGAGGCGCACCUCGAGAACAGACUCGACCUGGGAUCAGACAACAACAAUGUAGCGUUGCGGCAACCCCCCACACUGCCGAACGAUGGUGGCUUGCGGAGACGCCUUGCCACAGAGCCUGGGCUGGAAUUGGCCAACUGCUCACCACUUUCGCCAAGUCGGUCGCCGCCAUUUGUAUCCCCUGACCAGCAGGGAGAUUCGUGCUUUGUGGAUGAGCCUGCCACUCAACCUGUCGUUCCCAGGUCUCCACGAAUGCAUGGAAUGGCCCAUGCUAUUCACCACAGGUUCACAUCUAGCGUCAAAGUCACCACCUGCCAGCAGUGUGACAAGGCCAUGUUCUUUGGUUACAAGUGCAAGGAAUGCAAGUUCCGAUGCCAUCGUGACUGUAUGGAGAAAGUGCCUCCCUCGUGCGGAUUGCCAAACGAACUGGUGGAUGUCUUUGCAGAGCACAUUCAGAAAGGAGGCAUGCAGUCCCCAAACCAUGCUGCGGCACAUCUGAGCAGCAGUCCCCUGCAUGGAGGCAGCAGUUUGCGCUCCGACGGGAGCCGUGGGAGGCCUGCCAUCUGCCUACCCCCGUUUCAUGGUGCUGGGGGCCCCGACUCGUCUUCCUCGUCGUGCAACUCGUCGACGCCCUCGUCGCCGGCCUUCCUCAUGGCGGCCUCGCGGCAGAACACGCCUUCCUCGGCUACACGCCCGCAGCAGUUCCAUUUUCCCGAGAUCUUGUCUUCUGAAAAGGAAUUAUCAGCUCCAGUAUCAUCGCUUGCCCAGUCUGACGUGGUGGAAACGAUCAAGUCCACAGACAGUGACAGGACAGUGUCUGGUACAUCAGGAUCUGGAAGCAUAAGCACGGAUUCUGAGAAGACACUGGCCUCAACAAGAGUGGACUCGCAGGACAGUCAAGUCUCGGAUUUGGAUCCGACUGACAGGCUCUGGCCGCGGCAGAAUAGUCUUUCUUUGCGGGAGUGGGACAUUCCUUUUGACGACGUCCAAAUCAAGGAAAAGAUUGGUGAAGGCCGCUUCGGGAGUGUCUACAAGGGAAGUUGGCAUGGAAGUGUUGCUGUGAAAAUGCUCAACAUGGAUCACAUAGAUGACAGGAAAACCCUGGAAACAUUUAAGCAAGAGGUCGCAACCUUCCGCAAGACGAGGCACGAAAACUUGGUCCUCUUUAUGGGUGCCUGCAUGAAGCCACCAAAGCUUGCUAUCAUCACGAGUUUAUGUAAAGGCAUGACAUUGUACAGACAUAUUCAUCUGCGAAAGGAUAAGUUCAACCUCAACAGGAUUAGUGGCAUAGCCCUGCAAAUUUGCCAGGGGAUGGGCUACUUGCAUGCCCGGGGCAUAGUUCACAAAGACCUCAAGACGAAAAACAUCUUCUAUGAAAAUGGGAAAGUGGUAAUCACCGACUUUGGCCUCUUCUCAGUCACCAAGCUCUGCCAAGGAAACCGGAAGGGAGACUGGUUGACGAUUCCCCAGGGUUGGCUCUGCUACCUGGCCCCCGAAGUCGUGCGUUGUCUCCGGGCGGGCAACCAGCACGACGCUGAUGACCUCCCUUUUGCCACCGCCUCCGACAUCUAUGCCUUUGGGACGGUGUGGUACGAACUGUUGUGUGGGGAAUGGCCCUUCCGAGGUCAACCUUCCGAGUCCAUCAUCUGGCAGGUGGCCAAGGGCAUAAAGCAGUCACUGGCCAAUAUCCAAGCCUCACAGGACAUCAAGGACUUUCUGAUGGUGUGCUGGUCAUACAAGCCCCAGGAUCGGCCAGCAUUUGCCAAGCUGCAGGUGCAGCUGCAGAGGCUGCCCAAGAAACGCCUCGCCCGGAGCCCGUCACACCCGACUCACUUGUCCCGCUCGGCCGAGUCGGCAUUUUAGGUGCCGGCUGUGACCGGCCCUUCCUCGUUCCUCGUUCCAGCUACUGUGCUCUACCUUCAUGACCUCCUUAUCAUUUGAUGCCCUUUCAAAAGCAGUCAAAUUUGACUCGUGUAGCUAAGCUGCCCAGACACGACGAUGAUGCUCAUUAUUAAUAAGAAGGAAGCUCUACUUGAAGAGCUCCUAUCUAAGUCCGUGGGGAGUGAGAAAUAGUUUUUCUUGGCAUUUGCUUCACCAGUUUUAGUGAGGUUUGCUGCAUUUAAAAUUAAAAGUUGGGGGGGUUGAGUCAUUUUAGGAAAACAGGACGCUAGCUGAUUUGUCAACUUGUAAUCACUACUGUGAACAGUACUGUGAUGCAGUUGAACGUCAAUAAAACAAGCAUAGAUACAUUCAGACCAUGUUAUAAUUAAAGUCACAUCUGAUAUAAAAAUAUAUUCAUGAUAUCUGAUAUUCAUUAUGAGCAUGUAAAGGGAACCCCUUUGAUACAUUCCUCGCUGCUACGUCGCGUUUUUGCGGUCUGACCUAAGUCCCAUUGACUUCCAUGUAUUAUGUUCCCCUUGAUACGUUUGCCAAUCUGUAAUGUUCCUGCAUCUUACGUUGCGUUUGAACGUAGCAGUAAUGUAAAUUUAGCAGUGCAGCUAGCUUGUAUGCUGCAACAAGCUACCGGCACGUUGCAGUAAGUGACAACAAGCUCGGCACUGCACAUGUGCACAGAGCAGUUGGCGAAGCACCCGAAGUGAAGUGUGCAUCAGUUAAAGCCUACUGGGAACCACACACACUGGGCCAGAUCCAUCGAGUGCAGCGUUACAUAUAUUUUGGAGCCUGCAAGGGUCUUAUAUGCGUAGCAUAAUCGCUGGUUCUCUUAAGUCAGCUUCGUCGCAAUGGAGCCGUGUUAUGCAGUGAAGUGUAAGCAAAAUAUUGCGGUCAAGAGAGUUGAAAGGGGCCACUGUUGUGACACAUUGUACAUGUCGCUUAAUUAUACACGUGCACAAGCACCAUCCUUGGUCACAGUACAAGCGCUGAGACGUCUAAUAACUGUACUGGCAGCCAUUCAGAGCUGUUUCUGACAUAGCUGUGGUGAUUGGUGGCCUUCCUCAAAGUUACAUUUUCCCGGCUGUCACAUUUUUUUCCACGGUCCCUUGAGAAAUGUAUCAACGGGGUUCUACUGUAUUUGUUACACGCUAAUAUUGAUGAAAAAGAUUUUAUGUUUACCUGGUUAUAUUUUAUAAUUGGUUAUGUCCAUGUUUGUUGUAUCUAGGUUCGACUUAUAACGAAUUAUCAAAUAUAAUGAAGAUAGUCCAAAGCAUAUCAGCAUGUAGUGAAUAUCAGGUUUAGUGAAGGUAUUUUAUAUUUCGGAUGUGACUUCAUUAUGAAAAGGUUCGACUGUACAAGAUCAACAGGACUCGGCAACUCAGCAGUCUUGUCAGUUUUUCUUUGUGUCGAGGGAAAGCCACCGUACUGUUUUUUUUUAAAGGAAUCUUAGUGUUUGUCACAUUCCGUGUUGCACGCUGUGGCAAGCUUGGGGCCCCCUGUGUUUCUAGUAGACUUGCUUUUGUUUCAUUCUUCAUUCAUUUCAUUCUUUGUGGUGUUUGGUAAGCCUGGAACUCACGAGCUCGUUGUUCCCUGUUCCUUUCCUUUUUUCCAUGUUCCGUCAAAAACAGGGAAGGAAUUUCGUUUUAAGGUUUGCUUGUUUAGGUAGGGAGUGCAGAUGCCAGUUGCAACAAACUGAGCACUUCCUGUGAAAUGUGUUGCUAACAAUAUUUCCACUGACAAAUCUAUGUUAUAGGAACCAGAAGCUAAGUAAUUUCUCAAUGCGACGACGGAAUGUUUUUCUUUCUUGUCAAUAUUGUAGUGGUGCUGUAAAGAAAGCCAUGUUAAAAUGCGUGAGGUGGUGGGGGCUUCAGAUCCUUGGGUUUAGAUUCGAAGGGAAAAGCAGAUUUAACUGUAUCCUAUGUUAUAAAGCAUUGGUAGUGGCCCUCCACCAAGACAGUGUGACAUUGGAGACGCAGCCGAGUGUGUGGCCUCUGAUUUGUUUGAUGGAUUGUCCGUGCCCUGGUUCAUGGUAGGUGUGCUUCUUUGUGGCAAUGGCACACUUUACUCUCAUUGUGCUUUUAAGUUCCUCAAUAACAUCUUCAGUUUCAAGCUAUCAUUCACUCACUACUGCUGCUGCUUGCAAAGUGGCGGGUGUUGAUGCACAAGUCAUUAACUGAGGCUGUAGUGUUCAUUAGAAGGAACUGUUUCACACUUCUCAGCCAUUCAUGAUGCCGGACGCGUUCAUAUUGUUGGACGUUUUACCAUUACAGUGUUACUGCAUUUAAGGUUGGCAUCAACCCAGAAGGGCAGGGAUGCGGAAGUUAUGAGGUGUUGUCCGUUUCAUGCGAGCAGCUUUGAGCUCAAGGAAGACGUGGUAUUAAGCCAUGUUUUUUUACUUCAACUUCAAGCCCACUUCCUUAAAAGGUGCAAGUGAAGCUGCUCUCAUUGUGUAAUCAGUUCAGGAAUCUAUGAUUUUUUAUUUUUUUUUUCAGUUAAAUGGGCAGAUACAUGAUUGACAUGAUCCACGUCUGUAGUCUUUUCCGCUAAGUUUCUGUGUUCACACAUCGCUUCAGUUGCCUUUAGCCUAAGUGGAGCCAUGUGUUAUUCUUGAAGCGUGUUGUGUCAGGUUUUGGGAUCAACAAACCUUCAUGUCAAAGUACAUGCCGAGCUUCCCCCGUUCAGAGUUUCUGGAGGCAGUUUUAUCUGAUGCUGGUGUCGCGAAGCUCUCUUUAUUCUUGGAGGUCUGCUUGUCAGUGCAGUUAGUUUGGAAGAGCGCAGAAUUCCCUCGCGUGGUUCAUUAACCUAAACUUGGUGGGGGCAAGAUCUAGUGAGGUGCGGUCUCAUUGGCAUUGCCCGGUUGCAGUUCCUCUCCUACUGUGGUGGCUAUGGGUUUUCGAAGUGCCAACUCCUCCUGUUAGUGGAGAAUGAACUUCAUCGCUUUUGAAUGCAAAAUGCUGCAUUGCUCUAGCUCCAUAAUCGCAAACAGGCCUCGACUCAAAGCUCGACCUCUACUUACUCCGCCUAAUGUUGAGUGGCAAUGUCCCUUGACUAAACUAGACACGGUGCUUUACUUCAGUAAUAGUUCUCCACAGUUCCUGGAAUGAGAAAUUGCUUAGGAUAUGCUUCCCCACUCUAGUGUCAUUCAGUUGACGUUGGCAGGACCUCGUCGAGAGAUUUUAGCACGGAAAUCUAGUAACUGUACAAAAGCGCAGUUGAGGAGGGGCCUCCAGUAACAGUUAUGUGCAAUUCCUGGGACAAGGAGUUGCUUGACAAACGCUUCUUGACUCCCAGUGUCUUUGGGUCUUAAGUUCAGAGGGCCUCACUAUAAGGGUUUUUAGCUAAGGAAUGACUAAGCAACUGUGCUAAAGUGCAGUU
This is a messenger RNA of Dermacentor silvarum, 6173 nucleotides long. RefSeq names its product kinase suppressor of Ras 2 (gene ksr). NCBI's taxonomy places the organism in Eukaryota, Metazoa, Arthropoda, Arachnida, Ixodida, Ixodidae. The record is from RefSeq and is a predicted model, not a curated record. The transcript is spliced from 19 exons. Gene Ontology annotation, molecular function: protein kinase activity; ATP binding. Gene Ontology annotation, biological process: protein phosphorylation. Bases 177 to 2768 code for a protein of 863 amino acids.